This is a messenger RNA of Lontra canadensis (Northern American river otter), 1481 nucleotides long. RefSeq names its product BLOC-1 related complex subunit 8 (gene BORCS8). Bases 29 to 388 code for a protein of 119 amino acids. Gene Ontology annotation, cellular component: BORC complex. The transcript has 6 exons. The record is from RefSeq and is a predicted model, not a curated record. NCBI's taxonomy places the organism in Eukaryota, Metazoa, Chordata, Mammalia, Carnivora, Mustelidae.
CCGGUCUUCGGAACGGUUCGCAGUAGCUAUGGAGGAACCGGAGAUGCAGCUCAAGGGAAAGAAAGUCACAGACAAGUUCACUGAGAGUGUCUAUGUCCUGGCCAACGAGCCGUCCGUGGCCCUAUACCGGCUGCAGGAGCAUGUGCGCCGCUCUCUGCCCGAGCUGGCCCAGCAUAAGGCCGACAUGCAGCGGUGGGAGGAGCAGAGCCAGGGUGCCAUUUACACGGUGGAGUAUGCCUGCAGCGCCGUGAAGAACCUGGUGGACAGCAGCCUCUACUUCCGCAGCGUGGAGGGUCUUCUCAAACAGGCCAUCAGCAUCCGGGACCACAUGAACGCCACCGCGCAGGGCCACAGCCCUGAGGAACCACCCCUGCCCUCCUCAGCCUGAUCCCAGAAGAGACUUGGAGGUGCUUUGGCCCCUCUGACUCAGGCAGAGCCCAGCAUGGCCGUUACCCACCCAGCUCAGGAAUCUCUGCUCCACUGCCAACCUGCUGUGUGACCCUGAGGAGGUCCCUCCCCUCUCUGGUCUCUGCUGUUCCCUUCUGUCAGAGUGGUUCAUCAGGCAGCAGAGGGCGCUGCUGCUCAGUGCCGUGUGUUGUAGCUGUCCGCUGCUGCUGUGUGACAAGCUAUCCCAGAGCUUAGCGGCGGACACACCAGUCAUCUGGCUGCUCACAGUUCUGCAGCGUGGGCUGGGUCUGCUGGGCAGUUUGACGGGGCUUAGCCGGAGGCCACCAUCUGGCACUCUCGGAGUUCGAUGGCGCUGCCCAGUCAGAGGUGGCCUUGCUCACACGUCUGAACAUCGGCUAGUGCUAUCAGCUGCUGGGGCUCCAGUUCUCCUGUGCCCAGCCUCCCCGGCAGGCCCGCCAAGGCUUCUCUGGGGACCGGGUGCCAAGAGGGCAGCCCCAGCGUGCCCGUGCUCAUCCAGCGUCUUCUUGAUUCCCCUUGUGGGUGUCCCAUUGGUCAAGGCCAGCUACAUGCUAUUCUUUGCCCAUGGAGGACAGACCCCGACAGAUGGGAGGCCCCUGAGGGACUUUCUAGCCCUUACUCUUGUAACUCUUAAAGCCCUGCUUGUUUGCUAGCCAUGGUGAUGGCACACUAGGCUUCAGAGGCCCUCUCGGAGGGUUGGAGAGGCAUGGGUGCAACGGGGCCUUCCCAGCCCCCAAGCAACAACCCCUUCUCAGACCUAAGAGGCAGCAGAGCUCAUGCCUGUGCAGUCAGAGUACCCAAUGAACACCUGCUAUGUGCCAGGUUUAGCUCUCUGUCUGGGGGUACUGAGGACUUCUGUAGGCUGUGGGAUUGCCUAGGGGGCAUCUGGGAGGGCCUGGAGCCGGAGGGGCUGCCCAGAGGCUCAGCAGCCCACCCAGGGCCCUGCACCAGGUUGCCCACCAGCCCUGGGUUCACACAUCACCAUCUCUCCCCUUCCAUCUCUUUGCCCCGGUGCCCCUCCCCCACCAUCCAGCCUCAAGGCUACUGCCCUUCCG